Messenger RNA from Paramecium pentaurelia, 2608 nucleotides. The record is from the annotation of a GenBank genome assembly. NCBI's taxonomy places the organism in Eukaryota, Ciliophora, Oligohymenophorea, Peniculida, Parameciidae.
AUGAAUGUAUAAAAUUCAAGUUCCAUAGAUAUUAAUUCAUCAGAAGACAGGAAAGAUGAUAUUAAUGAAGUGAUUGUAAUGAUGAACAAUUAAUUUCUUAAAGUAAGAAGACCUAAUGAAGAAAAUAUUUUAGAUUAUCUAAAUUAUGAUCAGCAAAAUAAUAAAGAGAAAUUAACAUCUAAAGAUAAUACUUUAAAUUUAGAAUCACCUUAAUAAGCAUUGCUUUAAUAAAAGAAUGAAAAUUAGUCAUAUUUUUAAUUUCCAAAUUCUCCUUAAAAGACAUAUAAUUCAAUACUACUGAAAUUAGUGAAUGAGGAAGAGAAUGCGAAUAUAAAUUUAAAUGAAUUUUAAUUAAGAUAUUAGAUGAUUUUAAAUGAUUUAUGUUUUAAUUACUCACCUUUGGAUUAAUAACUGAUAUAUAAAAAGCUAAGAAAUAUAUUCUAACAAUUUUCAAGCUUCUAUGAUAUUGUUUAUUUUGUAAUAGGAUUCUUAUUUAUUUUUGAAUGUACAAUCACUAUUACUUUUGAGAGCAAGUAAAUUUUUAAUAUUUCAUUUUAUGUCAUUUAAUAUUUUAUAAUGGUUUUGGAAUCAAUAUUAUAAUUUAAAGAGCAAACCUAAUUGAAUAAUAUAUAUGAAUCAGUAUUUCAUGUAUUAAUAUUUUUAUUAAUCAUUGUAAAUAAUUUGAUAGAGUUCUAAUACUUGUGCAUAGGAUUAUUUUUUCAUUUGUAUUUUUCAAUAAAAAAAUACAAAAUAGUAAAAUAGAAAUAUUUAUUAUACAUUAAAAAUAUCUCCAUUUUAGAGAUUGUAAUUAUUUAUAUCCUUUUUAUCCAUGUUUCUGCUUUAUUAUUUUUUAUAGUAUCAAAUAAUGAAGCAGAUCCAUGGAUUGAAGAUCUUAAUGAGUAUAAAGAUUGGAGUAUUAGUUAUUUUUAUUCCUUAUUUUGGUCAAUUACUACAAUAACAACAGUAGGAUAGAACUUAAUUUAAUUGAAAAAUGAAUCUUUAGUUUUAAUUACUAUUUUAAUUUAGAUUUGCAAUAUAGUUUUUAUAAUUUUUGUUGUAGUAAACAAAUAGCAAAUGUUUUUGAAAUUAGGAUAGUUUUCAGAAAAUAUAGAUGUAAUAAAUAAUUAUUUAAAUGAAAAGAAAAUAAGUUAAAAAUUACAAUAAGAAAUAAAGACAAUUUUAUAUAAUAAAUGGUAGGAGAAGUAUUUAAGUAAUCAUGAAUAAGAAUAAUAGAUUUUACAAUUAUUACCAUAAUAUUUAAAUGAGGAUCUUAAAAUAGAAAUGUUUUCAAAAAUACUAUAAUAAAUUCCAUUCUUCUCCUAAAUCUCAUAUGAAUGUUAUAGAGAAAUAAUUUUACAAUUUAAAGAGUACACAUUUUCACAUAAUGAAAUUCUUGAUUAAACUGGAUUGUACUAUUGUUCUAAAGGUAGUUUUGAAUUAUUUUUACCUAACAGUGUUAGGAUUUCAAGUAAAAAAUAAAACAAUCUUUUUUAUGGAUUAAAUUCUUUAUUCUAUGAUAAGUAGGAUGUUUGUUAAGCUGUGUCAAUAAAUAAAACUUAAUUCAUUUAUUUAAGUAGAUACUCUUUUUUGAAAGUGAUGAGAAAAUAUCCAGUUGAUUAUGUAAAAGUGAAAUGUUAUUAUGUAGUAAAUGUAUAGAAUGUAAAUGGAGAUGAAUUAAUUGGAUAUUGGAAAUCAAUGUUAUAUAUGUUAAGAUUUGAGGCAUGGUUUAGAUGAAUGUCCUAAAAUACAUUUAUUUAUAAAUAAAUUAAAUGUAUUAUCUAAUCAUUUGACAUCAGAAGAUAUGGGUAGAAUGAAAUUUAAAAGAAAGAGAGAUAGAAGUACAAAUGCAGUAUUUUCUUAGAGGUUAUUUGAAGAUGCUGCAUCCAUGUUUUAAGAAAUUUUAAUUUAAGAUGAAACAAUUAAAGAAUUCUCAAUUGUACCAUAAUAAAUUUAAAAUAAUAAUCCUAGAAAAAAAUCAAAAUCAUUGAAUUCUGAUGAAAAUUCUAAAGCCUUACAAAAAUCAAACUCUGGCCAUAGUUUAAGUGCAAUUCAAAAACCUUAAGGAUCAGGUUUGUCAUUUAGUACAUUUUCAAUGUUUAAAGAUGUCUAAGGAUAAAGGAAGAUUUCAAAAUAAUAGGAUAGUGAUAAGAUUUCAAGUAAUUCUUAAAAUAAAUAACAUCAAUCAAGUUCGAAUAGUUUUAAAGAUUUACCAAUAACAAUGAAUAUGGAAGAUAAGAUUGUUGAUGAUUCAAUUUUUGCAGCAUAACCUCGAAUAAAGAAAUAAUAGAUUGGAAAACAAGGGACAACAUCAAUUAAGAUAACUCCUCCUAAUGCUCCCUUAUAGGCUAUUCCUUCAGUAAGUGAUAUCAACACACUAAAUGAAGACAGUUUUGUUAAUUAAUAUUCUAUGAGUAGCAAAAGAUAUUCUUCUCCUUAAAAGAAGGCUUCUUCAAAGGCUACAGUAGAAACAUAAAAAUAAUUUGAAUAAAUGGAGAUAUAGAAGAUGGAAUUCGAGUGCCCAAUUAAUUUGAUGCACUAUUUUCCAUAACACAAUAUUCAAGAAGUGAUUGAAAAAUUUAAAAGUAUACAGAAUAGAGAAUUUUAAUGA